Bicyclus anynana (squinting bush brown) is the source of this 5835-nucleotide messenger RNA. Its product is annotated as glutamate receptor ionotropic, NMDA 3B. NCBI's taxonomy places the organism in Eukaryota, Metazoa, Arthropoda, Insecta, Lepidoptera, Nymphalidae. Gene Ontology annotation, biological process: modulation of chemical synaptic transmission; ionotropic glutamate receptor signaling pathway; synaptic transmission, glutamatergic. The record is from RefSeq and is a predicted model, not a curated record. The transcript has 14 exons. Gene Ontology annotation, molecular function: transmitter-gated monoatomic ion channel activity involved in regulation of postsynaptic membrane potential; NMDA glutamate receptor activity. Bases 215 to 4381 code for a protein of 1388 amino acids. Gene Ontology annotation, cellular component: postsynaptic membrane; plasma membrane.
CGCCUUCAACCGCACCCUCAGCGACUUGUCGAAGACCUACCUCGCCGGCGACUCUCCGCUCUACCUACGGAACAUCACGCUGCUACCGCUGUACAUAGAGCUGCCAGAAGAUGAAAGGUUCAGUGCGCGGGUGCUGGAGCGGACGUGUGCGGCGUUGGACAGCCGACGGGUGGCCGCGCUGCUGGUCUGCGGGGGGGGGUCCGCCGCCGCCGCCAUGGUGUCGACAGCGGCCCGCGCCGGCGUCCCCGUGCUACGGUCAUCGCCCUCCCACCUGCAUUUGUCUUACACCAUUGCUAAUGAAUUGCUGGCUCUGGAAGUACGAUUGGAGAUAACCGCUAGAGAAACAUUACACGCACUCAGAGCCACUCUCCUGCACACUCAUUGGCAUACAUUUACUUUGCUUGCCGAGGAAGAUAUAUACACAACCCUAUCUCUAAGGAAGGAUCUGUCUUCAAUUCUCACCACUCAACCGCUUAAUCCUAAAUGGCUUUCGCUUCCAACGAAAUAUACUCGCCGUGCUCUUUUCAGACGCCUUGCUGAAGUAUCGAGACUAACCCGAGGUGUUAUUGUCCUGAUAUGUGAUAUACAUUAUGCUAAACAUGUAAUGGACGAAGCUAAACGCCUGAACAUGCUCGAAGGACAUUUUUUCUGGCUAUGGAUUGACGCUUCUAGCGAGUUUGAUGUCUUCCAUAAUAUCGGCAACAGAACAUAUUUUACAGAAGUGAAUGAUCAAGAACUAAAUAGCUUUAAGGAUAAGAAUAAUGCAGUGAAUGAUGAUAUUGAUGAAUUUGAACGCAGAAAACGAGAACAUGCAGACAAUAAUUCGAUAGAAGAAGAAAGACUUCUUGAUACGACAAAAAACAAAGUUCAAUUUUCCAGGAAAAAUAUGAAUAGUGAAAAUCGCACUUCUGUAAAAAAUAGUUCAAGGCAUUCGAUUUUUCGUAAUAAAAUUAGAAAUAUAAAUAAAUUUGAAACGCACAUAAAUAACAAAUUAUUAUAUGUAAAUUUUAGUCGUUCGUUUAAUAGUAGUCAAAAUAUUAGUGAAGAGAACGUAAGGAAUUAUGUAAAUAACAAAGGCGUUGAAACUUCUAAAAAUGAAAACAAUUCAAUUGAGAAGGAAAAUAAAUCUUCUCUGUAUAGAAAUAUUAGUAGACGUACUAGCUCUAGAAAACUAAAAAAUGAAUCUUUUAAUAAAUAUGUAAAUAGUAUAAGUGAAAAUGAAAUGUAUGAAAGCAAAGAUAUGUUAAUGGAAGAAAGAAUUGUAAUUAGUAAUGAUAAUGAAGACCUAAGAGAUAACUUAUUAUUUUCAAGUGAUAUUAGUGAUUUCAUAAUGAAUCCCACGGUGCAUACUCCUACGGUGAAUAAAUUUAGAAAUAAAAAUGAGGAUCGAUUAGAUCGGCUAAUGAUGAAUCAAGAUGAUGAACCGAUAAGCGAUGUAAAAAGUAAUGUAUCUUCAAUAUUUAAUUCUCUGCCUGUUGGACUGUUGGCGCUAUAUCCUCAGCCCAUGAAAAUCGAUGAUACGUUUGCCCGCGCCGCAGUUCGGAUGAUGGUGGGAUCACUGCGUCGGGUGUUGAGAGCAUGUGAUGCCUGGUCCGCGCAGGCACAAUUUUUUAGCGACGCAACUGCUUCAUGUUGGGAUGAGCCUAGUGAUGCUGCAUCAGACUUUUCUAUGGAAUUUGUGAGAGAGAUGAGAAUGGCAACAGCUUUAGAACUGGCUGGUAGUGCAGGACGCUCAGAACGGUCAUUAACUGCAUCAUUUUCAUUUUUGAAUUUAGUAACAAACCCAGAAGGUUCUAAUGUAUGGAGGGAAGUCGGUCAUGUUUUAGGCCGCAGUGUCAGUUUGCAUACAAUUGUAUGGCCAGGAGGACGGCUUGUGGCGCAUGGACAGUCAUCUGGUGCUCGCACAAUUUUUCGUAUAGUCACUGCCUUAGCUCCGCCUUUUGUAAUGGAAGGCGAACUUGAUGAAGAUGGACAAUGUCUAAGAGGAUUACCUUGUCAUCGCCCACGAACAUCUGAUCGUGAUAAUCUCACUCUAGCCUUCAACGAAUUAGAAAGGGAAAAUGUUCCAGAUGUAGAUGAUUAUUUUUUUCCGACGCCUCAACCGAAUACUUUUUGGAAAAUGGCAACUCAUUGUUGCUAUGGACUAGCUAUGGACUUACUAGAAAAUAUUGCGCAAGAAUUAGAGUUUGAUUUUCAUUUAUAUAUAGUAGAGGAUGGCCUUUAUGGCGCCAGAAAGUUAGUGAAGCCAUAUCGAAACUAUAACGAAGACAAAAUCAUUAAUAGAGAUUUUUGGACAAAUCAGGAGAGUUACUUUUCACAGUAUAAACAUGGCUAUGGAGGGAUAUGGGAAGAUAAAAAUAAAGAUAAAAUGCCAUAUAUAUUUGAUGGAGAAUCACACGAAAAUCUCGAAAAAUGGGACGGUAUUAUUGGGGAUUUAGUUUCUGGAGCCGCUCAUAUGUCAUUUGCGGCACUUAGCGUAUCAGCCGCACGAGCUGAAGUAAUUGAUUUCAGUCAACCUUAUUUUUUUAGUGGAAUAUCGAUAUUGGCGGCUCCAAAUCAGAGACCGGAUAUACCACUAUUGGCGUUUUUGUUGCCGUUUUCACCAGAACUAUGGAUUGCAAUAUUCACCUCUCUCAAUGUAACGGCUAUUGCUGUAGCGAUAUAUGAAUGGCUAUCUCCGUUUGGUUUGAAUCCAUGGGGUCGCCAGCGAUCAAAAAAUUUUAGCAUUUCUAGUGCUUUAUGGGUAAUGUGGGGUUUGCUGUGUGGACAUUUAGUGGCAUUUAAAGCACCAAAAAGUUGGCCUAAUAAGUUCCUCAUCAACGUGUGGGGUGGAUUUUCUGUGAUAUUUGUCGCCAGUUACACUGCCAAUAUUGCUGCUCUUAUAGCUGGACUAUUUUUUCAUAACGCCGUUGACAACUACCAAGGAAGAAGCAAUUGGCUGUCUUUACGAGUUGGGACAGCAAAGUCCUCGGUGGCGGAAUAUUACGUUCGACGACAUAACCCACAUCUGGCGCAACAAAUGCGUCGUUAUGCCCUUCAAGACAUCGAGGAAGGAAUUCAACGGCUUAGGAAUGGAACCUUAGACUUAUUGAUUGCCGACACGACUGUUUUAGACUACUAUCGCGCUACUGACCAUGGUUGUAAGCUCCAGAGAGUGGGUGAUCACGCCCUUACGCAAGAUACAUAUGCUAUUGGUAUGGCAAAAGGAUUUCCUUUAAAGGAUAGCAUAUCAGCUGUGAUAGCAAAAUAUUCCUCGAACGGGUACAUGGAUAUUCUGACUGAAAAGUGGUACGGAGCUUUGCCGUGCUUCAAACUAAGCCCGGAUUAUGGAAUUCAACCGAAACCUCUUGGAGUUGCAGCAGUAGCCGGAGUUUUCAUUCUUCUAGGAGUGGGGAUGAUAGUCGGGUGUCUCAUAUUAAUAUUGGAACACCUUUUCUACAAAUACACUCUUCCCGUUUUGCGUCAUCAGCCAAAAGGAACCAUUUGGAGAAGCAGAAAUAUCAUGUUUUUCAGUCAGAAACUUUAUAGAUUUAUUAAUUGCGUGGAACUGGUGUCACCACACCACGCAGCGAGGGAACUAGUCAAUACUAUUCGCCAAGGACACUUUACCUCAUUGUUUCAGAAGAGUGUCAAAAGGGAACACGAACAGCGUAGAAGAAGAAAGAGUAAAGCACAAUUCUUUGAGAUGAUACAAGAAAUCAGAAGGGUACAACAAGGUCGUGAUCACUCAUUAGAUUCAAUAAAGGAAAACGUCGCGGUUGAGACAUCAGUAUCAGAAGAAAUCACAGAGUCAAAAUUUCUAUCACCAUCCCCUGAAGUUUCUAGUAGAUCUCCUCGUCAAAUCAGAUCACCCAGACAACUUCGGUCUCCUAGAAGUCGAAGAAAAAGAUGUAGCCUUGCUGGUCUCAACGUUCGCCGAUUCAGUACUGAUUCAGUGUUAGGUUCUGAUUCUGCAUCUAUAUACGAGAAGACAAGCUUGAAUAUCGGAAGGCGGUUAAGCCGCGACGUUAGUUUCUUAACAAACUCUCCCCCUGACAUUAAUACUAGACUCCGCACGCCUUCUCCAAUGGUACGGAGACCCGAAGGUUCCUCGACCAGAUCAUACCAAGACGUAUCAGAAUCAUCACAAAAUUAUUUAUCUGUAGAUCCACCUAGUCAUCGAGCCAGUGUAGAGAUAAUGGUUUCCCAAGAAGCGGAUGUUCCACCUGCCCCCCCAUAUCCAAGAGUGUCUCCAACAGGAGCACGAUCAGAGUUAUCUCAGCUAUCUGAAAACGAACUCAUAAGAUUAUGGCGAAGUUCAGAAAGAGAAGUUAGAGAAGCUCUGUUGGCAGCAUUACAAGAAAGAAGAGCAAGUUUAGACCCAAAGCGAGAUCCAGGAUGAACUACACUACUAGAUUUUGAUCUGGAAAUGAAAUCUUUAGUAGAAAAAUCACUUCAUAUUCCUUAUAGGUGUUGGUCGCGCGGGUAGGAUGCAUAGGAGUUUUUUCGAGAACCUAUUCGUAAAGGUUGAAAUGGUGCCUUUUAACAUUGUUUGACGUGGAUCUAGCAGGCGAGUCGUUAAUAAAAUCCAGUGUUCAUUUAAGUGUCUUGUUAUAAUUGUAUUUUAGAGGCUUAGUAUCAUCGUUUCUUAUAAUUGAAAUUCGCGUCAAACAAAUUAAGAGGGCCGUAGAAGAUACUGAAUUUUGAGAUUUUUGCGUCCAUUUAUAUAAGAAGCGAUUGUUAGAUAUGAGAUAUAAAAUCAAUUCAUUUGUAUUAAGUGUUGAUAAAUAUAAUUAUAGCUAUGACCAGAAAAUUUAAAGUGCUUUAUUCUAUUACUAGUCUAGAUGGCAAUAGAUAAUUUUUUUCAUGUAGUAGUUCUAUACUAUGGUAGCUAAUAUAUUAUAUUGAAAAUAAUUAUAAUAUGUAUCUGGAUUUAAUCGUAAAGUUGUAAUAAUUGACAUUAUUUUAAUAACUUUAUGUUAUUUACCAAAUACAGCAUGUUUUAUCAAAUAAAUUGAAUUUAAGAAAAGCAAUAUAAAUAAAAAUAUCGUCUGAUACUUGAUACUAAUCUAGCUGAGAUUAGUCCUGUAAGGUAUUGAUAUUAAUAUUUGUUUAUCAUUAUUAUGUAUUACUACUAUUUUAAAGUUGUUAGAUAUGGCGCUACAUUUAUGUCUUGUCUGAAUAUUUUUUCGAGUAUUUUUUUGGUCUAUUGGGAAAAAUGUAAUCUUCUCUUGGUCGUUUUCUUCAUCACUGAAGAUCAUAUCAGCACUGCAGUGUCGUUCUUCGAAGUUUUAUUCCGAUCUUUUGUUAAUCAGACCAAUGUUAUAGUACGAGAUCCGGUAUAAGGAAUAUAUUACUCUCAUCUGUUAUUUAUUUCGGAUGAGAAAUAAAUGAUGGAAAAUAUUUACAGUGACACAUUGCAAAUAGAUUGCCUAGUGAAAUUGCGCCCGUCGAUUGUUAAAUGAUGAUUUUUUUUUUAUUUAUUUAAUCUACUUCCCUCUUACACUAGUAAGAAGAAUAUACCCAAGAGAAUUAAAAACUAAAGGUUGCCUACUUUCACACGGCAACUGUGGGGUUGCUAUUUACACAGUUAAUUAAUAUUAUACAAAUACCCUCACCAGUUAUUAAUCCGUCUAAUAUGUCAACAGAAAGCUUAUUUUAUGCUUAUUUUUAUUUUAUUAAGUUGCCUUUAUUUUUUUUAAAUAUGUGUUUGACCGUAAUUUAACUAGUCAACCUAUUUACAAUGUGUCAAUGUGAAUAUAUCAUUUGUUUUUUAUACCAAAUAAAUAACAGAUGAGGUUAUAUAUUCUUUAUAUCGAAUCUUACACCAUUAUAAUAUUAUGUUUGAAAAUUGUC